Messenger RNA from Mizuhopecten yessoensis (Yesso scallop), 1932 nucleotides. RefSeq names its product protein SDE2 homolog. Bases 37 to 1371 code for a protein of 444 amino acids. The transcript has 7 exons. The record is from RefSeq and is a predicted model, not a curated record. Gene Ontology annotation, cellular component: nucleus. Lineage: Eukaryota; Metazoa; Mollusca; Bivalvia; Pectinida; Pectinidae.
UUGUUUCCUGUUUUCGAAAACGACUGAUGAACGAAAAUGAACGACAAUAUUUGUAUCGUAGAUCACUCUCUUGGAAACUGCUGUCCUCAUUUUCAUGAAUAUGCCGAAGAUAUCACGUUUCGUGAUUUAUUUCCAUCGUCAUAUUCUUCUGAAAGGACUUUUCCAGAAGAAGAAAUAUACCUAACAAGUAAUGGAAAAGUGGUGCAUGUUGGUGAUGUCCUUCAUCCCGGUCGUGUGUACCAUGUCAUUCCGAGGCUACUCGGAGGAAAAGGAGGGUUUGGGUCCAUGUUGCGAGCCAUAGGAGCCCAGAUUGAGAAAACAACCAACCACGAAGCCUGUCGUGACUUGAGUGGACGGCGUUUGAGGGAUGUUAAUAACGAGAAACAAUUGAAAGAUUGGCUUGGAAAGAAAGCUGAAAAGGAAAAAGAAGAAGAAGAAAAGAGACAGGAAAGACUGGCUAAGAGGCGAGCCUUACCCAAUCACAAAUUUGAUGACCCUCAGUAUGACCAACAGAAAAAUAGAGUUGCUGAAAAUUUGGAAGAUGCUCUUCAAAAAGGAUUACAAAAGACACACACCUCCUCCAGUGCAUCACACAGUCUCGGAGCAGCCCCAAGCUCAUCCAGUUCAUCUGGGUGUCGGAAAAGGACAACAGACUCACACUCACACAAAUCAGCCAAAGUUAAAAAGACCACAGAAUGGCUUGGUAUUGACAUGGAAGAUCUGAGUGAUAGUGACAAUAAUGAUGAUGUCACAUGUAUAGUGCCGGAGACAGUGUCCCCAGGCUCUGGUUCUGACAACAGUGAUACACAGUGUAAGGACAAAGGUGUUACAAAAUGUGAUGACAAUAAGAACUUGUGUGAAAGUGAUCAUGCUAGUACUGGGAAUGGUACAAGCAAGAAUCCAGAGGAAACAAACAUUGAUAUGACUGAGACCACAAAAGACAAUAAUUCAACUGGUAGCAAGAAUACAGAGGAAACAAACAUUGAUAUGACUGAGACCACAAAAGACAAUGAUUCAACUAGUAGCAAGAAUACAGAGGAAACAAACAUUGAUAUGACUGAGACUACAAAUAACAAUGAUUCCAGUGGUAGCAAGAACGGCCUCUUGACAGCUUUACAAGCAAUACCGCCAAAACAAGCCGAGACAGUGCAACAGGAAAAGGAACCCGAACAGGAUGAACCACUGGAUCUUGACAGUAUUUCAUCUGUUGAGGAGCUGGAAGCUUUCAGCCUUGAGAAAUUGAAAAAGGAGCUGAUGGCCAGAGGGAUGAAAUGUGGUGGGACACUAAAGCAGCGAGCUGAGAGACUGUACAGUGUAAGAGGUCUGACAACUGAUCAAAUCAAACCGUCUCUGUUGGCGAAACGGACAUGAGUGAGCUGAAAAUAACGACUGAACUCACUGAAAAAGAAAAUAAUAAGGUUUGAAGAAUUUGUGCUACCGAUUGGCUGUUUCUGUGCACACGUUAACCUUCUUCAGACCUGAAUGAUAAGGGAGGGGAGGGGUGAACAACUGGUUUGGGAUUCAAGUUCUCCAACUGUUCUGCAGUAGAGGUGGCUGAAAAGUCAGUGAGAUUCAAUAAGUGUUCCGUCUUCAGGAUCACCUCCAUACUGGAUCAGGCAUGUCAGACUCCAGUAUGAGAUACAGUAUGUGUGAUGUCUACAGACCUACUGGAUAAGACCUAACCAGCCAAUAUGCAAGACUCAAUGGUGCGACAAGAGGAAUAAUAACCCAUUGUGUUCAUUAUUGUCAUUAUUGUCACAAAACAUGAAGAAAUGGAUUCUUUUGGUUGACAUGAUAUUAUUUCCAUUAUUCCUAAAUAUGUUUUGUACACUGCAACGGUAAUGAGUACAGGUUGUCGCUAAUUUUUAGCUCACCUGGCCCGAAGGGCCAUGUGAGCUUAUCCCAUGGUGCAGCGUCCGGCGUCCGGCGUCC